Messenger RNA from Spinacia oleracea (spinach), 1952 nucleotides. Its product is annotated as probable leucine-rich repeat receptor-like protein kinase At5g49770. Gene Ontology annotation, molecular function: ATP binding; protein kinase activity. The record is from RefSeq and is a predicted model, not a curated record. The transcript has 8 exons. Lineage: Eukaryota; Viridiplantae; Streptophyta; Magnoliopsida; Caryophyllales; Amaranthaceae. Gene Ontology annotation, biological process: protein phosphorylation. Bases 562 to 1704 code for a protein of 380 amino acids.
UAAGUGUGUAACCCUGUAAUGAAUUGAAUUGAAGAGGAGAAAAAAGAGAGAAAGCUUUAAUUCUUAGAGAGCGUGUUUGUGGUUGUGUGAGUGUGUCGGCGCUGGGUCACUUUCUGUCAACAUUGUCUUGUAUAUCCAACAACAAGAACAAAGGGGGCGCAUUGCAUUUUCUCUCUCCUCUUUCUCCUUCUCGUUCUUCAUCCUUCAAAAUACUUUAAUUUAUUCCAAAGUACUACUUUGAUGAAGUGGAUUGAUUAGCUGCCAAUUGCUAUUCCAAAGUACCCAUUCUUAUUUUUAUUUUUCUUCAUUCGGCGCCCGGUUUGAUUCUGCUAAAUUUUUUCCCCCUUUUUUAAAAUUUUAUACUUCAUUAUAUAUAUUUUUUUUGUGAUUUUUGGAGUUAAAUAAGAACACCCUUCUGUCAAUGGAAAGACCCCAAUUCAUGAACUUUUAUUGGUGAAUUUUGAAGUGGUUGUUGUUAAGAGUUUGAAGAUCAAAUGUAAAUUAGGUUUGAUGAAUGAUAGCUUCUACUACCAUUAGUAGCUGAAGUGGUUCGAGUGCCAAAUGUCAAGGCAUCUUGCAGUAAUAUUAGGAGUAGUUGCAGGAGCUGUGGCAUUUGCUAGUAUAGUUGUAUAUGUUAUUUGGUUUUGCUGCAUCCGUAGUCGAAGUGCUUCGAGAACUUCUGAAACUGGGUCUUCUGAACCUUCUUAUCAAGUAGGAAAAUCUGGUGGCAUUGAGUUGUCUUUUCGAGAAGCAAGGCGCUUUAACUGGGAAGAACUCUGUGCCGCUACAAAGAACUUCAGUGAACAAGGUCUAAUUGGAGUAGGAAAGUUUGGAGAGGUCUACAAGGGAUUGCUCACAGAUGGUGUGCUGGUAGCCAUUAAAAAGCGGCAUGUUGCGCCUACUCAAGAGUUUGUUGAAGAGGUGCGCUAUCUCUCAGCUAUUCACCAUCGGAACAUUGUGACACUCUUAGGUUACUGCCAAGAAAAUAAUCAACAAAUUCUUGUUUAUGAGUACAUACCUAAUGGAAGUGUUGCCAGUCAUUUAUACGGACCUGCUCAUGUUUCACGAGAGAAGCUGGAAUUUAAGCACCGAUUGUCAAUAGCUCUAGGGGCAGCUAAAGGUUUGGCUCAUCUUCAUUCCCUUAGCCCCCGUUUGUUGCACAAAGACUUCAAGACCUCAAAUGUGCUUGUUGAUGAAAAUUUUGUCGCAAAAGUUGCAGAUGCAGGAAUCCGGAAUUUUCUUGGAAGAUCUGAUGCAGCGGGUACAUCUUCUCAAGUGGAAGCUGAUGAGAUUUUUCUUGCCCCAGAGGUGAAAGAGUUCAGACAAUUUUCUGAAAAAAGUGACAUGUACAGUUUUGGUGUUUUUCUCUUGGAGUUGGUCUGUGGACAGGAAGCAAGAGAAUCAUAUUCUCCAGACUCCAAUCAAACCUUGGUCGAACGAGUGCUAAAUUACCAUGACUUCAGCACUGUCUCUACCAUGGUUGAUCCAAGAAUGGGAAAUAGGUUCACAGUAGAAGGUAUGGAAGAGUUUGUACAGCUGAUUGUCCGUUGUAUAGAUCCGUCUUGUGAACUCCGACCCGGGAUUAGUUAUGUGGUUACGGAACUCGAUCAGAUAUUGGAGAAAGAAAUGAACUUGACUACAGGCAUGGGGGAAGGAACCCCUACAGUUACACUUGGAAGCCAGCUUUUUAGGGGUUUGAAAUAAUAGGGCAUUCAGCCACAACUGUUUCUGGUGUGAUUUUUGUUAAAUAUUUCUUCAUUCAUCUUCUCCAUCUGGAAAAAUAGAAGUCAAAUCAUCAGAGACAUGCAGCUGUUUGAUAAUUGUAUAAAGAACAGCUGUUAUAUUUUUUUAUUUUUUCCGCCUCUUCAAUUUAUAUGUGUAUCCAAUCAAAAGACCUUAUUCUAAACCAUUAUUUGUUUGUUAAUGUAUAGUGGUGAUGUGAUUUUGCUGGA